CCAAACAAUCGGAUUGGAUAACAGGAUGUGACUUGAGCUGUUUUGGGGUGAGGCGGUGCGUUUGGAGGUGCACAACUUUCUGCGUGUUUUGCGCAGUUUCGCAGCCUUUUUUUCUUUUUCCGCGCACCUCGGACAAACCGAAACGGCGGCUUUAAACACUCGGAGCUUUCCUCUCAGCGAAAGCGCACUGAUCUGAGGAAGUGCCCGAGCGGGCCGCUGCACGUUCAGCGUCUCGCGUGUGGGUUUACUUACGUUGCGUGCAGGGGAGGAGGAGGGGAGGAGGAGGGGAGGAGGUGGAGGGGGGGAAAGUUGUGGACAUGUUUUCCUGGAAGUGCACGGUUUUGCGGAUACAGUGUGCAACAUUGUAACUACGGCGUUACUGAGCCUGCCCCGGGCCCUGGCCGGACUUUGGAGCGUAUUUCCGCGGGGCUGCUCGCUCGCCUGCUCGCCCGCCUGCUCGCCAUAUUGCGCGCUGUGAAACUCGAGGGAAAGUUGUCAAGAGUUAUGACAUUUGCUGCGCACGAUCCCUUCAUGGAGCUGCGCGCAGUUGAUCGAAACCAAAGUGACUCCGUGGAGUUGGACACGGGCGACUCUUUGCACCAUUGAUAAGGUGAUCACACGGUGUGUCUUGCACCCCCUAAAGAGGAUGGACAGCGAGCCUCAGAUUUGAUUCUUGAAGGAGGACUGCGUGUUCUCCACCCUGUGCUUUCCUUUGGGAUUUAUAUUUCCUCCCAGAUACCUCUGUAUACACAGUUAAAGAAUUUCUUCACCACAAGCAGUGAAAGCGCACUACAGAGGCACCAACUUGCUUUUGCACGCUCACAGAUCGGGACUGAAAGCUCUAUUACUAUGAGUCUUCCUGCUCAAGUAAAUACUGACAAGAGUGGUAAGCACCGUGCUGCAGCCAUGAAAGAGGCUGUGCAGCACCCAGGGGAGGUUUAUUAUGGUAUGGGACCGCCAGCUUUAGAGUCAAGCCACAGUGACUCUGCCAGCAGCUCUGGUGUUUAUAAUCAAGAGAAAGGGCCCCAGAGUUUACCGCACUAUCAACAGGGUGCUCCAGUAAAAUGGAUGCACCAGGACUCCUUACAGGCCCCUGGCUGGUCCCAGGAAGUUCCUGUGUCGACCUGGGGACAGAAUUUUGGCCCCUACAUGAGCGGAGUGAAUGUCAGGAAUCAGAUGACGUUCCACAAGGGAGUCCACGAAGGUGUAGCUCUGCCGAUGGGAGGGGAAAAUCAGCUGUCCGGACCUGUGGAGGUUUAUAGAGAUGCCACACAGGCUCCGGCUCAAGGCAGGGGGAUCGAGUGGGAACAGCAUGCUGCAGCGGCGGCGAUGCACCAGGCUCAGCUGCAAGCCUAUCAACAUGGCCACAAAGGCGUGGAGCUCCAAGGCCAGUCACAUGUGCCACCUCAUGGUUUGCAGGGGUCCAUGCUGCAGCCCUUCCAGGCAACAUUUAGACCCAGCAAGCAACAGUUCUCAUCUGGCUAUUACUCGGUUUUUCCGGCAAACAAGGCAAUUCCGAACCUGCCCUACAGUGAGCAGCCCAAAACUCAGCAGCAGCUUCUACACCAGAUGCAGCAGCAGCAGCAGCAGCAACAACAACAACAGCAACAAAUUCAUCAUCACCAUCAUCACCAACAGCAGCAGCAGCAACAACAGUUGCAUCAACAGCAUCAGAUUCAGUUGCAGCAGCAGCAGCAACAACAGCAACAUUUGCAGCAACAGCAGCACCAAAUCCAGCAACAUCAAAUCCAACAGCUGCAGCAACAAAUGCAGCAACAGUAUCAGCAGCAGCAGCAGCAGCAGCAGCUCCAGGAGAGACAGCAACAAAUCCAGCAAAUGCAACAACAGCAGCAGCUACAGCAGCAAAAUGUGCCACAGCAAGACACGACACAGCCACAGGUGCAACCAAAACAGCAGCAGACCCAAAACUUCGUCGCUUAUCAGCCUGCCGAGCCGCCUUCAUCUGAAACUGGGUCCAAAGAAGAUGUUCAGUCGACGGAGCCGCAGCAGGAAGCAGAGGCUCAAAGCUGUGACGCGUCAGCCGUUCCUGAUCAAUGCCCCGAAAAGGCCGGCGCAAAUCCCACAGAGCCCGCAAACGCGGCUGCUCCUCGGCGCUCGCGUCGCCUUUCCAGGGAGGGGCAGUCGCCACUGGAUCCCCCUUCCACAAACAUCUGGUCUCAAGCCAAAGAGCCUCCACCGCCCCAAAACGGAGUAGCGGGAGCGCAGGUUGCGAAAGCAGGGGAAAGCCAAGUGACAACAGGAGGGGUCAUCCGUAGGAGAAGGAGAGCAUCCAAGGAGAUCAACUUGGAAACCCUGGCACAGAAGGCGUCAGAGAUGGAGUCCCUGCCUGCAAAAAUUGUAAAGGAAGACGGUGCUUCAAGCAGGCAAGCCACAAUGGUGCCCCUGGUCAUCCCAGUAUCCGUGCCAGUCCACAGAGGUCAAACAGAUCCUCAGGGUGGUUGGGCUCAGGGGCGGCCCGGUCAGGGCGAGCGGCCUGCUGCACCAUCCGAUCGCAAACCUUCUGUCAUUGUGGCUCGCCGGCGAUCGCUGAGAAGCACCAUGACUGAGAGUUUUGCUCAGGAUGAGGAAAGCGAUACAGGACUUGAUGAGGACGGAAAAGCUAAACUGAAGCGCAGGCCACGUCCCGAACCUCUCAUCAUCCCUCCCCCCAAACCAUCCACCUUCAUCGCACCAUCCGUCUACUCCAGCAUCACUUCCUUUCAGAGCAACCUCCGUUCUCCGGUGCGCCUGAUGGACAACCCUCUUACCUUUCCCCCAUACACGCCACCACCCAUCCUGUCUCCUGUGCGGGAGGGCUCCGGACUCUACUUCUCCACCUUCCUCACUAACAUAGCUGUAACCAACCAAAUCCUGCCGCCCCCGCCUACGCCCAAGUCUGCAGCUCGGAGCCUUCUGCGUUCCACGAGUUCAGACGUUACGCCGCCUAGCUUCACCUUGAACGCCGAGGCUACACCUGUGAGCCUCGAACCACGGAUCAACAUUGGGCAAAAGUACCAGGCAGAAAUUCCUGAUUUGCAAGAUGAAGCUUCUUCCCAGUCCGCCCAGCACAAAGCGGACUUGGUUUGGGUUCCUAUUGAUGACGCCGCCUUCAAACAUGGUGACAAAGAGACCAUGGAUGAUUUGAUGAACAUGGCAUGUUCAAGCGUUUUGAGAGGAGGAGGAACCAAUCAGGAGCUGGCUUUGCACUGUUUUCAUGAAUGUGGAGGAGAUUUCCUUGAAACACUGGGACGUUUGAUGCAUCAGGAUCCAAUUUUCCCCAAAGGCCAUCAAUUGAUAGGUUAUCACUACUCAGGCUCUGACAGCUGGACAGCAGAGGAGAAGCGGUUUUUCAAUAAGGGGAUCUCUGCCUACAGGAAGGACUUCUUUCUGGUGCAGAAACUGGUGCGGACUAAGACCGUGGCUCAGUGUGUGGAGUUCUACUACACAUACAAGAAGCAGGUGAAAGUUGGUCGCAAUGGGAUUUUAAUGUUCGGCCCUCCUGAUUCACCUGUGGAAAAACACGCAGAGGCAGUCGUGGACGUCAAGAGUUCACAGCAGCCGAAGAUGACUCAAGGUGAAGCGGAUGAGGAUGACAAGAAGAAUAUGUCUUUAGAGCAGAUCAAUGAGAGAAAACAGCAGGCGAGGGUCGCUCAGUCACUACAGGUUCAUGACUAUGCAGGAACAGUGCUGGUGCUCAAAGAGCCAGAUACUGUUCAUAAAGAGGCUCAUCAGUCUCCAGCACUUCCCAGAUCUCGGGCCGAGCCUGCUGCAAAGAAGCCCCGGGUGCCACUGAAGCCCUCGCAGGAACCUGAGCAGAUUUUUCCUUGCAAGAAAUGCAACAGAGUGUUUUAUAAAGUGAAGAGUCGAAGCGCUCACAUGAAGAGUCAUGCCGAGCAGGAGAAGAAGGCUGCAGCGCUGCGUCAGAAGGAGGAGGAGGAGCAGGCAGCAGCUCAAGCUCGAGCCAGGAAGGCGGCAGCGGUGGCAGCAGCAGCAGCGGCGGCGGCAGCUGUGUCUGCUGCAGAGACCCAGCGGGGAGGUAAUGGGAAUGGAGCGUCAGAGCAGGCUGAGGCCAGCAGCCAAGAGGACUCAUCAGAGGGGGAGGAUGACGACGAUGAAGACUGGCAGUGAGACCGAUAUAAAGACGAACAUUAAUGGGAUGGAUUGACGUGUAAAUAGAGGGGAGAUGGUGAACAAAUCAGGGAGGGAGGUGUUUAAAAACACGUGCUCCCCUAUGAGGAGCAGAAUAAGCACAAGAUGCUUUUAAAGUCUUCCUGUUGAUCUUUUCACUUGUUUCCUGACCUGAACUGUUUGUCUUUGACUGUAAUUCAGAUUCACACCGUCAGCGUGUAAGCCACACUCCACAUUUUCACAUUUGUACCUUUUGAAAUAAUCAGUUUGUUUUUUUUGUUGUUUUUUUUUUUUGUGUGUGUAAAAUGUCCGUGUGCUAUGCUUCUGCUUUUGCUAAUAGGGCCUUUUUAAAUCUUAUUUAAUUGAACAUAUGUUAAGAUCUUCAAUGGUUGUUUGAUGAAUCAGGAUAUCUUUCUAGCAAUAAAAUGAGAUCAAGGCAAUCAUUACUUUAUAGUUGCUUCCCUUUAAAGACAGAAGCCAUUCUGUUUCAAAUACUUCUUACAGGAAAAAAAAACAGCGCUGAAUUUAGCAGAUUUCUAUCAGAUUUUUAGGUGGGUUGUACACUUAUUUUUAAACUAAGGGACCUUUGAAAUGAAUAUGUACAAAAAAUAUAUAUAUGAGACUGUCAUAUAUUUAUGAUACUGCAUUUUUUUUUUUUUUUUCUCAGUGAUUUUGAUAAUAUAAAAAGUAAUCAUGUCGGCUGUAAUGUGACUGGUGAAUUGAGAAAUGUAUUAAAGAAAUAUAUUCUUCUGAGGAGUGGAUGGGUUUUUUUGUUUAACCAGCAGAUGGCGACAGAGGUUCAGUGUGAUCUGAGAAUUUCCUUCAUGGUUGCCUGUAGGUGAAUGGAAAUAUUGCUGUUGUCUGAUUGGCCUAAGAUAAACGUGGCUGAAAUUCUAUGUAGACCAAGUCAAGAUUUAUGUCAUUUUAUAUUCCUAAAUCAUAACAUCCUUAUACAUCUAGUGGGCAAAGAGAGAUUUACUUCUAAUGCUGUGCUCAUAGGUCUUAUAUGCCAGACAGGCUCCAAAGGCCUAUAAUUUUAAGAUUAAGGGCUGGAAAGCCAACUUGUCUUGAGACGCUAGGGAGUGGUGAAAUUUUGCAUUGAUCUUUGGUGGCAUAAUUCAGCCAUUUAGGAGUGUGAGCCAUAAAGGGAAAUGAUGCUCUCGGGAGAUGAGAUGCGAGGCAUAUUGCGCUGAGAUUAUUGAAGACAAAGUGGCUCUGUUUCUGUCUCCAGCCCAUCAGUGACUGAGUGGCCUUCAUUUACGUUCCUCCUGCUGCAAAAAUCUAGCAGCAGACAUUGUUUAAACACAUAAUCUGACUUUGGAUGAGUGUAAGAAAAAAAAAAAAAUCCACAUUUGUUUCAUGUGAUCCUUUGAUUUAAAGUGGACCUACUAUGAUUUUCUUUACAUGCCAAAAGCUCAGGCUACAGACUGCCUGAAACACUUGGUUUUACACAUUUUUUUGCACGCUCUAGAAGUUUUAAAUGAGAAGAGCUUUUUUAUUUAUUUAUUUUUGUUUCUUUAACAGGAAAAAUAUAUACUCAUAACUAUGUCCUGUCUUCUUCCCCUCACCACUAACUGGUCGCAACAGAAGGCAGCCCUCCCUGAGCCUGGUUCUACUAAAGGUUUCUUCCUGUUAAAAGGCAGUUUUUUCUUUCCCACUGUCUCCAAAAUGCUUGCUCAUAGGGAUUAUCUGAUUGUUGUUGUUUGUUUUGUUUUUUUUCUGUUUUCCUUCUAUGGGUCUUUACAUUACAGUACAAAGACAAUUAAAGCAACUAACUGUUGAUGUGAUUUGGAACUAUAUAAAUAAAACUGAAUUUAAUUUAAAAAUUGAAUUGAAUUGAAUAAAUUGAAAUUGAGUAGUGUGUCUGGUCAGAUAAAAAACUAGCCAGCUAAAUAAUAACAGGAGCUAGUUUUAAGCUAACAUUAUACCUAAUAUAAAAUGUCCUAAAAAAAUAAAAUCACAGUUUUCCUCUGAUUUAAUUUUGAUCAUUUGAUUACAUGCUCACAUCAUAAGAGAGUUUAUUCGGCAAGUGUCCAAGUUCAACAAUGUUGUUCUAUUUAAAGAAAGAUUCACUAAUGCAAGCUAAAAACAGCUAAGCGAAGCUAAUCUGUUAGCUGAGGCUAAUAGCGGCUAACCCAAAUUAAUGCUUUGCUGAGCUUUAAUGUAUUUGUGUUUUAUUUUACUGUUUCCAUCUUAUACUACCUUUUCCUUUUACUCCACUGUAUGCUGGAUAAUCAAGUUUAACAUUAGUUAUUAGGUAAAUAACAAAUUGAAUUCAUGUUUUUUAUACCUGAAUUUAAACCAUCACAUUAGACUUCUCUGAGAAAUCAGAAAUUAAUCAAAUAUUAAACCACUAAAAGCUUCUCUCUGUAAAAAAACAAAACAAAAAAACAAAAAACACUAAAACUAAUUUCUCUGUUCAGAAAUGGAAGUAAAUAGCUGUAAUAUGGCAUCUUAAUUGAAAAAUAAUCAAAUGCUUUAAGAUCAUGUUUUUGCUUUUUUUGUAAAACAAUAAAUAUAAUUCCAGCUAAAGCGCUUCCACAUACCGGUGGAUUAAAUAUUACAGAAACAUUUCAGGCAGCUGUGACAUAAACCUUACAUUUCUGGUCUCAUUCAUGUGUUGUAGCCCCCCUCACUGUGUUCCCAUGCUGUGUUCUUGCCACUCCUGGUCCACCCCAU
Messenger RNA from Haplochromis burtoni (Burton's mouthbrooder), 6807 nucleotides. It is a transcript of the gene mideasa, whose product is annotated as mitotic deacetylase associated SANT domain protein a. Bases 850 to 4128 code for a protein of 1092 amino acids. Gene Ontology annotation, cellular component: transcription regulator complex; histone deacetylase complex. Gene Ontology annotation, biological process: regulation of transcription by RNA polymerase II; negative regulation of DNA-templated transcription. The record is from RefSeq and is a predicted model, not a curated record. The transcript is spliced from 13 exons. NCBI's taxonomy places the organism in Eukaryota, Metazoa, Chordata, Actinopteri, Cichliformes, Cichlidae. Gene Ontology annotation, molecular function: transcription corepressor activity.